This is a messenger RNA of Bubalus bubalis (water buffalo), 5845 nucleotides long. It is a transcript of the gene JPH2, whose product is annotated as junctophilin 2. NCBI's taxonomy places the organism in Eukaryota, Metazoa, Chordata, Mammalia, Artiodactyla, Bovidae. The transcript has 3 exons. Gene Ontology annotation, cellular component: plasma membrane; endoplasmic reticulum membrane; junctional membrane complex. Bases 517 to 1689 code for a protein of 390 amino acids. The record is from RefSeq and is a predicted model, not a curated record.
GGGCAGGGCGCGGAAUCACAGCCCGGCACACCCAGGGGGGUGGAGGAGAAGGGGGCCAGCCGGCUGCCGGGAAUUCAGCCUCUGGGCUGGGGGCUGUCAUAGAAGAAAAGUUCUCCUUUUUGAAGACAGACUGGGGACCCCUCCACCCCACCCUUCCCAUUGCACUUCUUAAAGGGAUCACAGCACUUUUUCCUUUGACUCCAUGGAAGCCAGGUUGGGGACACUCCGUGGAGACUUCAAACCUUUCCUUCCCACUUCCUCCUCGGCUGGCAGCCUUCCUCUGGCCGACUGAGUGGGGGCCUCCCAGGCAUGGCACUGACCGCCCGACCCAGUGCUGACUUGGCUCCUGGGUUCCUGCAGCCUCGGGUGGCAUCUCGCUUCCCUCCUCGCGGGGCGCGGUGAGUCAGGGGGGCGCCCAGCCCUGAGCUGCUUGGAGAGAGUUGCUGGCACCCCCUCUCCCCAUCACCUUCUCCCCCAAAGCUGGAGAACGGUGAGGAGGUCGGGGGCUACGAUGAGAUGAGCGGGGGUCGCUUUGACUUUGAUGAUGGCGGGGCAUACUGCGGGGGCUGGGAGGGGGGCAAGGCCCAUGGGCACGGCCUGUGCACCGGCCCCAAGGGCCAGGGGGAAUACUCGGGCUCCUGGAACUUUGGCUUUGAAGUGGCGGGUGUCUACACCUGGCCCAGCGGAAACACCUUCGAGGGAUACUGGAGCCAGGGCAAACGGCACGGGCUGGGCAUAGAGACCAAGGGACGCUGGCUCUACAAGGGCGAGUGGACACAUGGCUUCAAGGGCCGCUACGGGACCCGGCAGAGCAGCAGCAGCGGUGCCAAGUAUGAGGGCACUUGGAACAACGGCCUGCAGGACGGCUAUGGCACGGAGACCUACGCGGAUGGAGGGACGUACCAAGGCCAGUUCACCAACGGCAUGCGCCACGGCUACGGCGUGCGCCAGAGCGUGCCCUACGGGAUGGCCGUGGUGGUGCGCUCGCCGCUGCGCACGUCGCUCUCGUCCCUGCGCAGCGAGCACAGCAACGGCACGCUGGCCCCGGACUCGCCCGCCUCGCCGGCCGCCGACGGCCCCGCGCUGCCCGGGCCGGCCAUCCCGCGCGGCGGCUUCGCGCUCAGCCUCCUGGCCAACGCCGAGGCAGUGGCGCGGGCGGCCAAGGGCGGCGGCCUGUUCCAGCGGGGCGCGCUGCUGGGGAAGCUGCGCCGCGCCGAGUCGCGCACGUCCCUGGGCAGCCAGCGCAGCCGCGUCAGCUUCCUCAAGAGCGACCUGAGCUCGGGCGCCAGCGACGCCGCGUCCACCGGCAGCCUGGGCGAGGGCGCCGACGAGGCCGCGCCCUUCGAGGCCGACAUCGACGCCACCACCACCGAGACCUACAUGGGCGAGUGGAAGAACGACAAGCGCUCGGGCUUCGGCGUGAGCGAGCGCUCCAGCGGCCUCCGCUACGAGGGCGAGUGGCUGGACAACCUGCGCCACGGCUACGGCUGCACCACGCUGCCCGACGGCCGCCGCGAGGAGGGCAAGUACCGCCACAACGUGCUGGUCAAGGGCACCAAGCGCCGCGUGCUGCCGCUCAAGAGCAGCAAGGUCCGCCAGAAGGUGGACCACAGCGUGGAGGGCGCCCAGCGCGCCGCCGCCAUCGCGCGGCAGAAGGCCGAGAUCGCCGCCUCCAGAUGUGGAAGCUGAGACCCAGAGAAGGAAGACAGUGCGCUUCAGGCCACCCGGCAAGCAAAUGAGAGAACCAGGGCUUCAGCUCCUGGAUUUCUGGUUCCAAAGCUUUAACCAGCACAUUUGCCCACUCUAAACAUUGUAAACUUUCAGUUGCUAGGAAUGUGUGAAUAGUUACUGUCAUUAAGGCAGAAAGAAGGUAUGGGUGAUUUUCUUAAGAUUUCUUGGUCAGGGGCAGAGCCAGAUAGUCAUAUGAUUUAUUGGAUGCUUUUAGGAGCACUUUAUAAUAUUUAUUUGGCUGCACAGAGUCUUAGUUUGCAGCACACGGGAUCUUCAAUCUUUACAGCAUGUGGGAUGUAGUUCCCUCACUGGGAAUUGAACCCAGGCCCCUUGCCUUGGGAGCUCUGAGUCUUACCCAGUGGAUCACCAGUGAUGUCCCAAGGGGUCACUUUUUAAAAAUAGUACUUUGAUGUUGGAAUCAUUGUAGGAUUACUGAAGAGCUGCAAAGGUAGUACAGAGAGUUCCCAUAUACUCUUAACCCAGAUUCCUCUAAUGUCAACUUCUUUCGUUACAGCGACACAUUCAUCAAAGCCAACAUUCAUACCUUACUGUUAACUGAACUUCAGACUUUCAGGUGGUGUCUGCUGGGUUUCUCUGCUGUCAAAUUACCAUUUUAUCCUUCCCCUAAUUUAAUCUUUGGAUCCCAGACACUCAGUUCAGCCCACACUCAGAAGGGUCUGGAAUUAAACCUCUGCCUUUUGGAGGGGAAAGUAUCCAUAUACGUAACUAGAAAUUCUUCUGUAUGGAAGAUUUGUCUCUUCUUUCCAAAGGAACAUUUAAAGUUAUUAUGCCAAGUGUAUAUAGUUACGACAGGCAUAAGCCAAGGCUGUCCUGUGCCAGCCUGGGGCUCCAAAGAGCUUAAAUGAGGUAAGAGCUUAAACUCUUGAUUUGGAAGUCCAUGAGUUGGAAUUCUGGCUCUUGUAUUGAAUUGCUGUGUGACCUUGCCCAAGUCGCCUCACCACUCUGAACCCUGGCUCUUCUUUCUUUCCUGGGUUUGUUUGGGGGAGUAGAUGAGAUAAUGCCUGAAAAAUGCCUGGCACAGAGCAGCCAACAGCAAAGCAGUCUUUACCCUCAUUUAACAUGUUCAGUUUUAAAGGUGAUGAAAUGGGAGCUUGCAGAGAAGGAGGGAUUUCCCCAAGGUCUUCCCCUGCUGGGGACAAAAGCUUGCCCCUCUCCGCCCCCUUGCUUUCCCUACCCUCCCUGUCCUUUCUGCCAAGGCUGUGCCCUUGAACAUGAAGACACUGAGCUCCCUCCAAGAAGGCUGCCAGACCCACGGCUGGGCACUGAGUCUCAGGAGUGAGAAGGUGGUGCCAGCUUCCUCCAUGUGGUGCCACCGGGACGGGAGGUUAGGAUUCCUUAUCCUGGAUGCCCACAGAGCUGGUGGCACUGGGGUGGGGGUGGGGAGCGUGGGGAGCUGCUUGACUCGGUUUUAAGCUCAGAUUGAAUUUCCAAUUAAGGGAAUCUUUGGGUUAGGAGGAGCCUCGCUCCCGGGGGCUUUGUUGAGUAAUCAGGCUGCAGAGAACAGAGAGCCUUCCUCCCAACCUCCUUGGCCCAGGCAGCCUGGGGUUUUUUCUCCAUUGUGGCCUCAGAUUGUCUGCUCUGGGCUUGAAAGGAACUUCUCAGCUCAAAGUCUAGGACCAGGACCGCUUUCCCAGGGGGAAGGGAGAGAGCUGAGAUGUCUCAUUCCCUAAAAUGUGCUCUAGAUUGAAGGCGACUCUAGCUCUGUGCUGUCCAAUAUGGUAGCCCCUGGCCUUGUGCGUCUGUCGAGGUCUUAAAGUGUGGCUGAUACAAAUUGAGAUGCACUAUAAGUGUGAAGCAGACCCUGGCUUUCAAAGACUUCAUAAGAAAAAUAUGUAAAGGAACCUAGUAAUAAAUUUUUAUAUUGAUUACAGGUUGAAAUGUUUAUAUUUUUUGCGGCGGGGGGGGCGUGCGAUGUGGACCAUUUUUAAAGGCUUUGUUGAAUCCACUACAGUAUUGCUUCUGUUGUUUAUGUUCUGGGUUUUUUUUCGCUAUGAGGCAUGUGGGAUCUUAACUCCCCAACCAGGGGUUGAACCUGCAAUCACCUGUGUUAGAAGGCGAUGUCUUAACCUCUGGACUGCCGAAGUCCUGAAAUGAUUAUAUGUUAGAUAUAAUGCGUUAGAGAAAACAUAUUAUUGUAAUAAAUUUCACUUGUUUCUUUUAACAUUUUUGAAUGUGGCAACUAGAAAAGUAAAAAAAAAAAAAAAAUUGCACGUGUGUCUCAUGUUAUACUUUUCUUGGGCAGUGUUGCUCCUAGACCCAUUCAGGGCCCUAAGGAGAUGGUCCAGCUCCUUCACUGACCAGAUAAGGAAACUGAGGUACAGAAAGGGACAAAGAAAGGCUCAUAGCCACUAGGUGAUCAAGGGGGAAUUAGCUUCAGGGUUUCUGAUUUUGUGGCUACUCUCGCUUUUUGUAAUGCCUUUUAAGGUCAUGGAUGCUGGGCCAUGGAGGGAAGCUGGGAUGUUUGAGGAGGCAUCUAAACCCUUCUGGUUGUCAUGCCGACACCCUGAUAAAUGGCUCCCUUCUGGAAGGAGCACAGGGAGAGGUUCUGAGUGGAGCUUGCCCUCUGCUGCUGCUGGCCAUAUCUUGUCUUCUCUCCAGAUUGCAAUUCUCUUAUGUCUAAAAGGAAAUGAAUGUUUACCUGGAAACGUUUUCACAAAAGUUAAACCAGAUACUAUAUACGCAGCAUUCAGGACAAGGGCCAGAAGUGGGAAGCACUCAAUAAAUAUUAGCUGCUGUUGUCGUUGUGCAGGAUUCUUGUUGUUAUUGUUGUCAUUGUGCCACGGCAGCAGAGGCAGCGGCUGGCCUGCGGGAGUUCUCAGCCUCCCCGGGGUGUAACGUUCGCAACAUCUCAGGUUCUGGACCAUGGUGGCAUCGGUGUGACCCUGAAGAUAGGGUCCCCUGAACACAUGUGUUCUCUGCUCCUCCACGUCCCCACCCCGAUUCUCACCCACUCCCUGACUGACCCUGGAAGUUCCCAGGUUGAAUGCAGGGUUAGAGUUGGCGUUGUGAGUUGCUGAGAGGUGAAUUUCUCAGAUGAGCAGAAGCUAAGAGCUUGGCAAGCUUAGAGCCAAGAGCUUGGCUAUGACAUUGGACAGAUCCAGGUUUGAAUCUGCGUUCAGCUUCUUACAAACCGUGCGACCUUAAGCAAGUUACCUCACUUCUCUAUGCCUCACUUUCCAUUUCAGUCAACUGGGAAUCACAUUAAUUCUCUUUCAAAGUAUUGUUGCAGAGGAUAAAAGAGAUAGCCCAUGUAAAGGGCCUUUGCUUUGAAGGCGUGCAAGGAGGUGGACACUGUUAACAAUGAAUUGUCUUAUAAUGAGUCAUUCUGUACUGAUCUGAGUCUCCCUUGAGAAUGAUAUUAAUAUCAGAUGGAGGGACGCCUGUCAUCUCUCACAGUCCCAAAAACAAUUUCCCAGGCUUGUAUCUUCUGCAGGCCACAGUCCCAAUUUUUAAUAUAUCCACAUAUCACCUCUGUUUUCCAAUCUCAGUCAUUUCAGUCACUCAGUCGUGUCUGACUCUUUGCGACCCCAUGAACCGCAGCAUGCCAGGCCUCCCUGUCCAUCACCAACUCCUGGAGUCCACUCAAACCCAUGUCCAUCGAGUCGGUGAUGCCAUCCAACCCAUCUCACCCUCUGUCGUCCCCUUCUCCUCCCGUCUUUAAUCUUUCCCAGCAUCAGGGUCUUUUCUAAUGAGUCAGUUCUUCGUAUCAGGUGGUCAAGGUAUUGAGCUUCUGCGUCAGCGUCAGUCCUUCCAAUGAAUAUUCAGAAUUGAUUUCCUUUAGGAUUGACUGGUUUGAUCUCCUUACAGCCCGAGGGACUCUCAAGAGUUUCCUCCAACACCACAGUUCAAAAGCAUCAAUUCUUCGACUCUCAGCUUUCUUUAUGGUCCAACUCUCAUAUCCAUACAUGACUAUUGGAAAAACCAUGCUUUGACUGUAUGGACCUUUCCAAUUUAAUCUCUAUCUUUAAAUCAACUUACUUUAAAAUAUGUAGAGGCUUCCCUGGUGGCUCAGAGGGUAAAGCGUCUGCCUGCAACGUGGGAGACCUGGGUUCGAUCCCUGGGUUGGGAAGAUCCCCUGGAGAAGGAAAUGGCA